This is a messenger RNA of Dimorphilus gyrociliatus, 961 nucleotides long. NCBI's taxonomy places the organism in Eukaryota, Metazoa, Annelida, Polychaeta, Dinophilidae. The record is from the annotation of a GenBank genome assembly.
AAUGUCACUAAUUGAAUCAACUUACGAGUUUUUCUACAAUAUAAUUGCCAGUUCUGUUGACAUACUUUAUAUGCAAUGGCUGGCAUGGAUAGUAUACCCCGCCAUAUUGACUUUUGCUCUUCCCGUUGGAAUAAUGAUUUCUGUCUACAUAUCCGCUAUCUUCUUGCAUAUCUAUAAAUGGCGUCACCAUAUAAAAGAUGUAGCACUAUUAGAUAAAUGGAAAGGGGCCAAACACUUCCUAUCUGUUUUAUGGAAUGCCCAGGGUAGAAUAUGGCACGGUUAUGAAGUACUUGGAAUGGAGAAAAUUCCAGAUACAGGAUCAGCUUUAAUAAUCUUAUACCACGGGGCUAUACCAAUAGAUCACUAUUACUUAGUAGCAAAUAUAUUUUUAAAUAAAAAUAGAACAAUUUGGACUGUUGGAGAUCGGUUUCUCUUUCUAAUACCUGGUUUUAAAAUUCUCAUGGACGUCUUCCGAGUUUUACCCGGAACAGUUUCAAGAGGGGUUGAAUUAUUAAAAUCAGGAAAUUUGUUGGCGAUUGCUCCAGGAGGAGUUAGAGAAGCUUACUUCAGCGAUGAGUAUUACAAAGUACUUUGGGGACAAAGAAUUGGAUUUGCUAAAAUUGCUGUUGAAGCAAAAGUUCCUGUUAUCCCAGUAUUUACACAAAAUAUUAGAGAAGCAGUUAGAGCAGUAAAAGCUGGAAGAUCUUUCAUGAGACGAAUUUAUGAACGUACUCGCUUACCUAUUGUUCCUUUAUAUGGAGUGUUUCCUGUGAAGUUAAAAACUAUCAUCGGAGAUGCCAUACCUUACGAAGAAGGAAUGACACCAGAACAAUUAGCUACAAAGGUUAAGAAAGGUCUUGAAAAUCUAAUAUUAAAAAACCAAAAAUUACCAGGAAAUAUUCUUCGAGGAAUGUAUGAAAGAUUUUUUCCAGUUCCAGUUGAUAUGGGAAAAACCUCUUAA